Messenger RNA from Prorocentrum cordatum, 1308 nucleotides. Lineage: Eukaryota; Dinophyceae; Prorocentrales; Prorocentraceae. The record is from the annotation of a GenBank genome assembly.
AUGCACCCAAGGCUUUCCUGGGGCACCGUGCCAUUCUGGCUCAAGCCGGGCCCGAGAGGGGCUUCGCAGACGGUUGGGUUGAAGUCUGGCUUGCGUGUGGGUGGCAUGUCGACCGUGCAUUUGCCUCCGGCCGGCGAGAUCAAGGCCGCGGUGGACGGCGCGCCCACUUCGGGCCCGAAAGCGAGGGAGGGCCGGCGGACACUGAAGCAACUCUCGCAGAGGUGCCCGCAGGUCGAUGCCAGCGAUGAGAACAACUUGCGCCUCGUGGUUGCGAUGAAAAGUCUGGGGGUGACUAACGUGAACCUGUCCACUUUCAAGGACUGGGCGAAGAAGGUGACUGGGUUCGUCACUGACGAACAGAUGGUGUACUUGCAGCCAAAAGCAGAUCUGACACCCACGCCUGCUCAGAGGAAGUGGCUCGUGCCGGAGUGGAAAGUGAAGGGGGCGGUGGACACUGAGACGUACUGGGUGUUCGAGACGGGGACGCCGGGCGACCUUUUGGGCAGCCUGCCCAUCCGGAGGCGCAUCGGCGUCACGGGGACCCGAGACAUGGGGGAGCAGGCGGGGCUGCUGGCGCUCGGGGGGGGCGCGGCCACGGCCUCCGGGAGCCGUUCCAGCGGGGCCGCAGCGCCGACCGUGGAGCCAGCCGAGCAGGAGGAGACGAGGAAGGGGGAGGGGAACGGCGAGCCCGCGCCCGCCAAGCCCGGCUACGACCCAGGGGCCAAGCGCCCUUGCCCAGGGGGCGGCGCGGGCGGUGCUGCAGACAAGCGCCAGCGCCCCCUGCCACAGCAGCCCAGCGAUCCCGACCACGAGAAGCUUUGGAAGGGGACCGCGGCGCUGUUCAAGGGGUGCAAGGAGGACUGCAAGGCGGGCCGGUACAUGAGCCCCGACGCAAUGGAUGGCAACAACGCCUUGUUCAAAGUCCGGAUGUUUACUUCCUGGUUGGCCGAUAGGCAGGGGGGGGCUGCUGGCGCGGCCGCGUAUUUGCCACGCGAGAAGGAGUUCUUCAAGUUCGUCGUCCAGUGGCUGCUGGAGGGCGACACCUGGGCGCGCAUGCCGGCGUUUGUCAAAGUCUUCGAGGAGGCGGAGAAAUUGGACGGAUCCCUGCUUCCCAAGAUCGUCAAAGCGAUCAGUGCACUCUGCAAGGUGCCGCUCACGGCGGGUUGGAAACACGGCAGCACUGAGGGCCAGGAGGUCGACUUGGCAUCUUUCAAGCUCAGCCCAGGAGAGACGGCAAUCUUGACAGACUGCGCUUUCUUCCGGUCGUUCAAGCAGGCCCGCUUCGAAGCGCUCUUCGCGCUCGCCAAG